Messenger RNA from Aaosphaeria arxii CBS 175.79, 2013 nucleotides. Its product is annotated as DUF1776-domain-containing protein. Bases 209 to 1552 code for a protein of 447 amino acids. The transcript is spliced from 3 exons. The record is from RefSeq and is a predicted model, not a curated record. Lineage: Eukaryota; Fungi; Ascomycota; Dothideomycetes; Pleosporales.
UGGCGGGACACGACCUAUCUAGGUGACACUCUAGGUAGAGAGCUCGAUCCUACGACAAAUGUGGAGUUGAUCAGAGAUCUGCACAUCCAUCAACAACGAUUGUUGAUAGAGGCCGUCCCUCUUCAUACCAUAAAUCAACUGCAGCCCCUCGAGGACAUCUGUAUUGCUCCGACAAACUUCCACUCUCCGCCUGCUCGUAUCAGUGACCAUGACGAGUGAUGAUCAGCAUUUCUUAGAUGUCCUGGCAGCAUACACUAGCGAUAUCAGAAAAUUCACAGGAGAUGUCUUCGACUCCACCGAUCGACAUUUCGCCUGGGUUGCUUCUCAUGUCAAAAAGAGCCUCCCCCAAGGAUGGCUUCCUGAAAGCGCCCGUCCUCCGCCUCCACCACCUCCCCCACACCAACUCACUGGUGUAUACCUCGCUCGCCUACAAGACUGGAUUUCUCGGCAUCAAGCGCUGACCGCAGCAUUUGUUGCUUUCUUCGCAACAGGAGGAUUGCUAUUGUGGAGGGAGAAAAAGAACCAUAACAGGAAGCGGCGCGCAAGGAGGGCAAGUAAUGGAGCUCGGAAGGAAGUCAUAGUGAUCGCUGGCCCUCCAAACUCGCCUAUUGUUAAAUCAAUGUCCCUAGAUCUCGAGCGUCGAGGCUUCAUCGUAUACAUUGUCUGUGCAGAUAUGGAGGAGGAACAACAGGUACACAACGAAUCGAGGGCGGAUGUUAGACCGUUGCAUUUGGAUGUGGUCGAUGUUUUGGGAACGAAAGAUGCCAUGGACCGUUUCAACGACCUCUUACUUCGACCCCAUGUGGCGUUCUCCGGCGCAUCUCCCCACAACCUUCACUUCCGCGGUCUGAUCCUUGUUCCUGACCUCAUAUAUCCCUCUGGGCCCGUAGAAACCGUCUCACCUGAGCUUUGGUCCGAUGCUUUGAAUGCCAAAGUGCUCCAUACGGUCGCCAUCGCCCAGGCGUUUCUACCAACAAUCUGUAGUUUCAAAGCGCGCGUACUCAUGCUAACACCAAGUAUCGUCUCGGCACUUCGGCCUCCAUUCCACAGUGUGGAAACUGCGGUGGUCAGCGCGCUGGAAGGGUUCACAGCAUCUCUAGGAUCCGAGCUCGGCACCCUGGGCAUUGAUGUUUGUCAGUUCAAGUUGGGGACCUUUGACUGUAGUAAUGUUGGUGCAAAGCAGCAGCUGCAACCAAGAGGUUCUCCAAACAUUUACGCCUGGCCGUCUGCUGCGCGGCAAUCAUAUGCCUCCAAUUAUGUCAACCAGAGUCGUGUGGCUCAGAGCAGAGGACUGUUCGGACAAUCAGGAUCCACGGGGAGCUCAUUGCGAGAACUGAACAACGCAGUCUUUGAUGCGCUCACUCAGAAAAAGCCGAGACGAACAUGGCGGGUAGGUCGUGGAAGUGUGGCCUACGACAUGGUGGGCAAGUGGGUUCCAUCUGGCCUCGUCGGCUGGAUGCUGGGAGUGCGAAGGGUAUCCCUGGAGCAGGUUUCGGAGCCCAAAUUGGAAGACAGCGUCCAGUCUUGGGAGCAUGUGGGAGAGGCAGUUUGAGGGGUUCGUUUUGCGAUUUGGAAUUUUCGACGUUUCAACUCCACUCUUCACUGAUCACGCGUAUUGGUCGGAAACACUCGACACCGAGGCAGACUUACAGAAAACUUAAUGGCCGUCUUUACCUCGCAAACACGCCGUUUGAAACCGUUUCUCUCACCACUCAUAUAUUUAUCAACUAUCAACUAUCAACUAUCUCGGGACGGUAUAGUUCGGUCCGAAGCGUCAACCGCGGCACACCGAAACCGCAAUUUCCCACCCCAUAUAUAAAUGGCCAGGGUGACGACUCGACCUCGACAAGGGAACGUAAAAUGACUAAUUUACCCCAGCAUGUGUUCAAAUUUCAACUCGACGUCUUGUGUCCUGGCAGACGGGAACGGGACGGGUAAAGCAAAGGAGUCAAAUCUUACAGAAAUACGACCAGACUGUUGCCUUUGACGAAAGUUCAGCUCAAGGACGAACUG